Messenger RNA from Nannospalax galili (Upper Galilee mountains blind mole rat), 2032 nucleotides. RefSeq names its product ankyrin repeat and BTB domain containing 1 (gene Abtb1). Bases 222 to 1646 code for a protein of 474 amino acids. The record is from RefSeq and is a predicted model, not a curated record. NCBI's taxonomy places the organism in Eukaryota, Metazoa, Chordata, Mammalia, Rodentia, Spalacidae. Gene Ontology annotation, cellular component: ubiquitin ligase complex; cytoplasm. Gene Ontology annotation, molecular function: protein binding. The transcript is spliced from 12 exons.
GGCUCGGCCUGGAGGGGGGCGCUGCUCCGGCGAAUGGGCGGGGCUAAGGUUGGUGGGCAGAGCCCAGGCCGGGCGGUCCUCCGGGCGCCAGGCGCCGCUGCAGAGCCGACCCGGGGCCCUUGCGGUCCGCGCCGCGAGGGGCGGGGCGGUGCGUGUUUACAUCUGGCCGGGCCUGAGUCGCUGCCUGAGGUUGCUUCGCUUGGGUCCGAGCCUCCCUCACCAUGGACACCAGCGACCUGUUUGCCAGCUGCAGGAAGGGGGACGUGGGCCGUGUUCGGUACCUGCUGGAGCAGCGAGAUGUGGAGGUGAACGUGCGAGAUAAGUGGGACAGCACCCCCUUGUACUAUGCCUGUCUCUGUGGGCAUGAGGAGCUGGUGCGUUACCUGCUGGCUAAUGGAGCCCGCUGUGAGGCCAACACAUUUGAUGGAGAACGGUGCCUCUAUGGAGCCCUGAGUGACCCCAUCCGCAGGGCCCUGAGGGACUACAAGCAAGUCACUGCCUCUUGCAGGAGGCGGGAUUACUAUGACGACUUCCUUCAGCGGCUUCUGGAACAGGGCAUCCACAGUGAUGUGGUCUUCGUGGUCCAUGGAAAGCCGUUCCGGGCGCAUCGCUGUGUCCUGGGUGCUCGCAGUGCCUACUUCGCCAACCUGCUGGACACCAAGUGGAAGGGAAAGAGCGUUGUGGUUCUCAGGCACCCCCUGAUCAACCCCGUGGCUUUUGGGGCCCUGCUGCAGUACCUGUACACAGGCCGCCUAGACAUUGGUGUGGAGCAUGUAAGUGACUGUGAGCGCCUGGCCAAGCAAUGCCAGCUGUGGGACCUGCUGAGUGACCUGGAGGCCAAAUGUGAGAAGGUGUCUGAAUUUGUGGCUUCCAAGCCUGGCACUUGUGUGAAGGUGCUGACCAUCGAGUCCCCUCCGGCUGACCCCCGGCUGCGGGACGAUAUGGCGCUGCUGGCUGAUUGUGCCCUGCCACCUGAGCUUCGGGGUGACUUAGGAGAACUGCCCUUCCCAUGUCCCGAUAGCUUCAAUAGCUGUCCUGAUGUCUGCUUCCGAGUCGCUGGCUGCAACUUCCUCUGCCACAAGGCCUUCUUCUGUGGUCGCAGUGACUACUUCCGGGCUCUGCUGGAUGACCACUUUAGAGAGAGCGAGGAGCCUGCAGCCUCUGGGGACCCACCAGCUAUCACCCUGCAUGGCAUCUCCCCAGACAUCUUUACCCAUGUGCUGUACUAUGUGUACAGUGACCACACCGAGCUGCCUCCUGAGAUGGCCUACGAUGUGCUGAGUGUGGCUGACAUGUACCUGUUGCCCGGCCUGAAGAGGCUGUGCGGCCGCAGCCUGGCUCAGCUGCUAGAGGAGGAUAGCGUGGUGGGCGUUUGGCGAGUGGCCAAGCUGUUCCGCCUGGCCCGGCUGGAGGACCAGUGCACCGAGUACAUGGCCAAGCUGGUGGAGCGAGAGGACUUUGUGGAGGCAGUGCGGGAGGAAGCAGCAGCUGUGGCUGCCCGGCAGGAGACAGACUCCAUCCCACUGGUAGACGACAUCCGCUUCCAUGUGGCCAGCACAGUCCAGACCUACAGUGCAAUUGAAGAGGCACAGCAGCGGCUGCAGGCUCUUGAGGACCUGCUAGUGUCCAUUGGCUUGGACUGCUGAGCCUUUGCCACCAUCUGGAAGCCUGAAACCAGGGCUUACAAGGCAACAAGUGUGUGCAGUGUGCAUAUGCAGCAUCUAUUGCCCUUGCACACUCAGCGCCAUUACAGUGGCAGAGGGAGUUCUGGGCUCCUCAGGCCCUUGGAGGAUGUCUGUGGAAUAAGCCUCCUCCCCCAGUGUGUAAGGCAGCCCCAAGACCUGGGGCCCACCACUCAGGGAAAGCUGGGGUGUGGUGGGCUUUGAGCUCAGUCCUCCUCCCUCCCCCAGCGCCCUACCUGCUCCCUCCUGGCCCUGGCUCAGCCCUGGCUUGCUUUGGCUACUUCCAUGUACAGGGCUGGACAAGAAGUUGGGGGAGUCUGUGUGUGGCAAUAAAGCUUGAAUUCACUGUG